AUGUUUGCUUGGAAGCUACUGAAGAAAGCUUUGCCGGUGGGAGAGCGGUUACUUGAGAGACAUAUACCAGUGGACCCUCUCUGCAAACGGUGUGGAGGACUUGAAUCUAUCACUCAUCUAUUUUUGCACUGUCCUUUCGCGCAACAGGCUUGGAGUAUAGCGCCUUUUGUGACGACACUGGAGAGUAGCGGAAUGGUAGAUUUAGCUGAGAACUGGACAUCAAUUCGUACCAGAACUUGCCUUCCCCUGUCGGGAGUAACAAGUGAGACCCUUGGCCUCUGGAUCAUUUGGAAUAUGUGGAAAGCGCGAAACAAAUUCGUGUUUGAAGGUCAUUCGGGUACGCCGGAGGAUACGGUCUUGAUAGCGAUCGCAUUGGCGCGAGAAUGGGGAUCGAGACUAAAGGAGGAUCCAGCUCCCUCGAUUGCUCGAAACCAGAGGAACCAGAAGAAACAGAGCCCUCCCGGAACGAUAGUCAUCAGAUCGGACGCGGCUUGGAAUCUUGGAGGCUCUUCAGCGGGUUUGGGAUGGGUCAUCCAUUUGCCAACAAACAUGAAGCUGUUCAAGUCAACCGAGGACUAUGUAAGCUCCCCUCUUAUGGCAGAAGCCCUAGCGCUGUUAGCAGCUAUUAAAGAAGGAGCCCACGAAGAACUGAAGUGUGUAGCUUUUGAGUCAGAUUCAACGGAACUGAUUAGAGCUGUAAACUCGAACGCAUGUUCGCCGGUGAUCUACGGGAUUGUCGCAGACAUUCUCUCCUUUGCUUCUGUGUUUGAAUUUGUUUCUUUCUCUUGGAUCUCUCGAGAGAAAAAUGGUCAAGCGGAUAUGUUAGCUAAGUCUGCUUUGAUGGCAGCUGAAACCGAUGUGGUUGAUGGAGUAAUUCAACUCCCAACUACCAGACUUUAA
Molecule: messenger RNA, 900 nt
Organism: Brassica rapa (field mustard)
Lineage: Eukaryota; Viridiplantae; Streptophyta; Magnoliopsida; Brassicales; Brassicaceae
Molecular function (GO): RNA-DNA hybrid ribonuclease activity; nucleic acid binding
Source: RefSeq, a predicted model, not a curated record